Brienomyrus brachyistius is the source of this 1097-nucleotide messenger RNA. RefSeq lists its product as uncharacterized. The transcript is spliced from 6 exons. Bases 156 to 512 code for a protein of 118 amino acids. Gene Ontology annotation, cellular component: plasma membrane. The record is from RefSeq and is a predicted model, not a curated record. Gene Ontology annotation, biological process: T cell costimulation. NCBI's taxonomy places the organism in Eukaryota, Metazoa, Chordata, Actinopteri, Osteoglossiformes, Mormyridae.
UACGGAAGCUUUGCUGUAGGCACUGAAAGGGGGAGGGAGAGGAAGAGAAAGUUUUACACGUCUCUGUGUUUCCUGGACCUUCAGUUCUGUUCACAUGGUUUCCCAAACCGUCUCCUUUUCCCUUUCUGAGAUUCUGUUUGGAGGCUUUUUCUGCAAUGGACAAAAUGGCUGUCUCUCUUCUGACUCUGUUCCUCAUAGCUGUCGUGACAAGGACAGACGUUUCUCCGGUGAUGAGUACGACUUCAAACCUGACCACAGACGCAGCAUUAUCCUCCACUUCCUCACCUACAUCUCAUCCUGUGAUCAACACUACUUGCCCUGUUCUGCAGUGCCAAGCUGGCCCUGAGCAUAAACAGCUGGCAGUAUUCAAGGUCUUCACAGUGCUGCUCUGCGCCCUGCUGCUCCUGGCCUUUGGACCCAGGGCCUACAAGGCCGUCCUGAAGAGAAUCUCCGACCGCAGGAAAGACAGAUGGAUUGGACCCAUGCAGAGUCAAAGCGACACCAUGGAAUAGUUACCCCAUGUCUCUCCAUCUGUCUUUCAUGCUAUCUCUUGUCAUUCUUUCCACACCUCUCACUCUCUCGUUCUUUGUCCUUCUCAGUGUCUUUUCACAGAGCGCAGGCUGCAGUGCAUCCCAGUGACAAUGCACAGCAGCGGCACUCAUGCCUCGGUGAGACUUACAAAAACGCAUAAUGUGGCUACAGGCAUCCAUGGUGCAACCCUCUGAACCUGGCUGAUUACCAGUUGCUCUGUCAUAAAUAUACAGAAGUUAAGACUUGUGUAUGAUACCACUUGUUUCAAUCCCCUGAUGAAAUCCCUGUUUUGUGUUCUGUUCUGUGUUGGGUCUGGAUUUCCUUUUUAAUUUUCAGGAUUUGAACAUUUGAAAAUGAAUAAUAGUCCUUCCUCAAAGCAAAAUAGCAACUGUACCUCAUGCAACUAAAUCCUGGUCUUUAUCACUUUCUUCUUUGGUGCAACAUCCAUGUCAUUCUUAAUGGUUAUUUAAUGCUUCAGGGCAUAUUGUGUAUUAUACUUUGUAUUGUGUUCUGUGAUUUUUCUGUAAUGCUGUUUCUCUUUCAAUAAAUCUUUGAUUGGAAUAGAA